UUCUUUUCUCAUUUUUUCCAUUCAAUCUAGGAAUGCAAUUUGUGUCGUGCAGAACAAUGUCCGAACAUUCGCAGAUUUAGCCGAGUGGCAAUGGUUCCGCCUGCUUGCAUUGGUUAGGCCUCUGAUACCCAAGGAGAGAGAUAAGGAGCGAAUAAAAGAGCUGGAAGAGUUGAACGAGGAACUUGAGAGUGAAAAUGAAAAGCUUCGCCGUGAAAGCCUCAUGCUCUCUACGAAUUGUGAGCUACUCCAAGAGAAGGUGCAGGAAGCGGAACAAAGCGCUGAAGAAGCUCGAACACUUAUUGAAAAGGAAAUUGCUGAGAAGAACAAAGAGAUUCAAAAGGUACGCAGGGAAAUGCAGCAAAACGAAGAUGUUUUCGAUGUGCUUGAGAAGAAAUACAACGAACAGCACCAGAAAGUUAUGAAAAUGAAUGAGUCACUACGUGAAUAUGAACGCAAGUUGGACCAAGUCGAUAUGGAAAAGGAAGAAUUGGAAAAAGAAGUUAAAAAGGAACGAAUAGCCAGACACGAUGCUUCAAUGUUGGAGGAAAAGAAUUUGAGGCGUAAAUUAGAAAGGGAACAAGAAAGAGCAAAAGAUGAUCAGGCACAUGCUCAGGGUGCUUUGGCUAAACUGCAGCAAAAAUAUGAUAUAUUGAAAGAAGAAUGUCGCCGCAAGGACCAUCAAAUAGGGAAACUGGAGAAAAAACUGGAAGACAAAGAGGUCGUAAUGGCUGAUUGCAUGCGUGAUCUGAAGGAACAGCACAAAACCAGAGUGAACGAGUUGGAGGAGAAGUUGUCGGAGCUCAAGCGAAAGAAUUUGAAGUAG
Strongylus vulgaris is the source of this 823-nucleotide messenger RNA. The record is from the annotation of a GenBank genome assembly. NCBI's taxonomy places the organism in Eukaryota, Metazoa, Nematoda, Chromadorea, Rhabditida, Strongylidae.